Messenger RNA from Aspergillus ruber CBS 135680, 705 nucleotides. It is a transcript of the gene erg2, whose product is annotated as C-8 sterol isomerase ERG2. The transcript has 2 exons. The record is from RefSeq and is a predicted model, not a curated record. Gene Ontology annotation, cellular component: endoplasmic reticulum. Lineage: Eukaryota; Fungi; Ascomycota; Eurotiomycetes; Eurotiales; Aspergillaceae. Gene Ontology annotation, biological process: ergosterol biosynthetic process. Bases 1 to 705 code for a protein of 234 amino acids.
AUGCCCAAGUCUUCUCGUUCGCAAAACAGCGCAGGCAAGACCUGCCGCUGCCUUUCCUUGCGCUGCCUGAGCAUCUUCGCCAUCUUUUUGGCACUCUUCUCAGCUCUCUACUCCUAUCUCAACGCGCGCCUUGAGCAAUUCUAUAUCUUCGAACCCGGUCAAUUGCACGAUGUCUCCCAGCGCGCCAUUGCAGCUCAUGGAAAUGACACUCGCUCGGUUGUCAACUACAUCGUCUCUGAGUUGGACCAGAAGGUGCCCAGCCAGUUCGUGAACAAGGAAGAGGAAUGGGUUUUCAACAACGCCGGCGGUGCUAUGGGUGCCAUGUACAUUAUCCAUGCCAGUAUCACCGAAUACCUGAUCGUCUUCGGCACCGCCAUCGGCACAGAAGGUCACACCGGUCGUCACACGGCCGACGACUAUUUCAACAUCCUCCAGGGCACCCAGCUCGCCUAUGUCCCCGGAUCCUACGAGCCCGAGGUCUAUCCGCAGGGCACGGUGCACCACCUGCGCCGCGGCGAGGUCAAGCAGUACAAGAUGGAGGAGUCGUGCUUUGCGCUUGAGUACGCGCGUGGAUGGAUCCCACCCAUGCUGUUCUUCGGAUACGCGGACACUUUUUCGAGCACGCUUGACUUCCCGACUUUGUGGGCGACGUCGCGGAUUACCGGUCGGGAGAUGAUUAAGAAUCUCCUGCAGAUGAAGCUGUAA